This is a messenger RNA of Pocillopora meandrina, 14320 nucleotides long. NCBI's taxonomy places the organism in Eukaryota, Metazoa, Cnidaria, Anthozoa, Scleractinia, Pocilloporidae. The record is from the annotation of a GenBank genome assembly.
AAUUCUGUCAACAUCCCAAUGCGACAAGCUAACGUGUCACGAGAAAUACCGCACGAGUAUGGCUGGUUGUAAUAUGUGCCUUAAAGGACUAGUUUAUGUUGUACUGGUUUUGCUGGCAAAUAGAGUGGAAACUAAAUCUUUCAGUGGAAAUGCAGUUGUGGACGCAAGCAAAGUUAUUGGUCCAUUGGAACACUUCUGGGAGAGCACGGGCUUCUGUCCACCAGACCCUCAUCAAGACUUUCACAAGUUCAUAUUCGCAAAUGACGAGCUCCAAAACCUGGCUUAUGUGGGUUCUGUACCGAACAAUGGUAUAAAGCAAGUGCGAAUUCACUGGCUGCUGGACCUAGUUUCCAUGAAAUUGGAAAAUGAUAAACUUGUCUAUAAUUUCACAUUUCUUGACAAAGCAAUGAAGCUGCUUAUUGAGAAUGAUUUAAGGCCUGGGUUUGAACUGAUGGGAAAUCCAUCAAAUUUCUUUUCAGAUUUCGAUGAUACUGCUCAAAUCUAUUCUUGGAGAAACCUAGUGGAAAGUUUGGGUAAACAUCUCAUCGGUAAAUACUCAGAAUUUAAGAGUGCGUUUAGAAUGAAGAAUGUAGCAUAAUCCCAUGCUUCCAAGGCCUACAAACCCAGACCGUACUCAUGACAAUUCCGUUCAUCGAAUUAUCCACUUCAAAGAAAACGAAGAAUUACAUUUUGGUAUUUUGAACAUAUUUUCUGCCAUAUCUUGCAUAUUCAAACAAAAAUGCAGAAUUAUAAUGCAAAAUAUGUAAUACUAAGCAUUGUCGAAGUUAAAAUACUCUGCAGAACGUUCAGUGUAGGAAUAUACUUGUAUUGCCCCCCCCCCCUCCACCACCGCUCCCCAUCAUAAUAGCCUUGCAAAGUGCGACAUGGGAACACAGAGAGAAAAGACCCAGAUAAUGUUAAAUCAGGAUGUUGGGCACAUAAAGCAUGACGUGAUAUGUGAGAUGAGAAGAUAAGAUGAUAGAAGAGAGUCAAACCACAAGGGUCACACAAUAGACUGUCAAUACUCACAGAAAGGUUAACUGUGUUGUAAAAUACAAUUUCUUCUGCCCAAUGCCAUUUCACUUUUCUGUUUGUCACUGUUGUACUUUUGUGUGAGCAUCUCAUUGUUACUCAUCACUUAAGCUCCCUCAUGUUGUCGUUUUUAAUAGGGUUUUACACCUUCACUGGUAAAAUCUAUUUUGUUUAUAUUGAUCUCCCAAUCUAGAGAUUAACAGCUCUGUAUGGGAAUCAGAUUUCCCUCAGCUGUAUUUCUCCCAAGUACUUAUUUAAUGUUAGACAUCAGAAGAAACAUCACCUUAUGAAUGUUUCUGAUGUGGUACCACAUGUUAUAUGAGGGAAGUUUUCAUCUUAGGAAGCAACAUCAUGUAAAAAUAAACUUGCAAUUUUUGUUGAAUUUUUAAAAUGUAUAAGUCAUAAAGAUGGUUUUUAGGAUGCAUUUCAGAACUAGGAAGUCUAACCAUUGAGAAUUUCUUCCUGGUACACCAUGGUGGCAGAGUCAAUUCUGGUUGAUUGCUGGUUAAACAAAAAUUAUUAUUACAUAUUUUGUGACUCAUGACAAAGCUUACUCUGCUCAGCCAAUAAAGAUAAUUUUUUUGCAUAUUAAGUAGUUUAUGGUUCAUCUCUUGUUCUUUUAUGGCAGAGGUCUUUGGGUUAGAGGAAAUUUGUCAGUGGAACUUUGAAUCAUGGAAUGAACCAGAGAAUAAACAGCAUUUUGAUGGUCUCCAUGUCUCCACUAAAGGAUAUCUCAUGUAUUAUGAUGCUUGUUCUGAAGGACUUAAGAUGGCCCAUCCAUCUCUACGACUAGGAGGGCCUGCCACAGGGUACCCAGACAAACAUCCUAUAUUUUGGGUAAGAAACUUGUUCAGAGGAUAUCAUUUUGUAAGUAACUAUUACAAAUAGAGGUUUGAGUGGUUUUAUUUCUACAUCUGCCCUGGUUUUAACUUUUUGUGAGGUUAACACUAUCUUUAGAUUAAAUUUGUUGUUUAGCAUACUGCCUAAUCAUAGUCUUAAGAUUUGGCUUCAAAAUGUGGAAAGGAUAACUACUAACUUUUAAUGUUUGAGUGUACUGGAUGGUUUGCAUUUGGAGAUAAGCAAUUGUAUGGUAUAUUAUGAUAAUGCACAAUUAUGAUAUAUGGCCUGCAUUUGAUAGAUAGAGUGCAAAUAAUUGACUUGUUUAUUUAAUUUGGUCUCCUUUGGUCUUUGUUUUACAGUCUCUACUGCAACACUGCAACAAUGGUACUAACUUUUUUACUGGGCAGAGAGGAGUUAGACUAGAUUUUAUUUCUUUUCACAUCAAAGGUCAAGGACACUCUUUAACGAUUUUACAUAAUGAAACAGUGGUUAUUGGGGAAAUUGCUAAACUGAUUCCAAAAUACAUAACUACACCAAUAUAUAAUGAUGAAGGAGACCCUUUGGUAGGUUGGAAUUUAGCUGAAGAAUGGAGAGCAGAUGCAACAUAUGCUGCUAUUGUUGUCAAGGUGAGAGAAAAAGAUCAUUGCCUCCUUUGUAAUGCAAUGCCACUUUUUUGUUCUAAUACAACAUUUGAGAUAUAUUACAGAGUAAGUUCAUAGCAACAUGGAAUCUAUUUGUUAAGCUGUGCAUGCUAAUUUCUAGUUUUAUAGCCACCUAUCAAAUGUCUUUUCAUUUACUCCUUAUCUCUGUUUUGAGGUUCAGGUUUUAAAGUUUUAGUGUAUGAAUAAUGGUUUUAUUUGUCCCCAGUUAAUUCCAUUUUAUGUUUGAAAAUGACACUUUCUUUUUGAAAAUAAGGUUACUUGGCACUCCUAGUUAUGAAUAAACCUUAGUUAUUUAAUUCUGCUUGGCAUUUUUUUCUUUUUGAAGGAAAGAUAAUGUAAGAUCGUGUGAUGUAAGCCAAUCCUUCGGCUUGGGUGGUAACUUAGUUGUAGACCGUAUUUAGUAAUUAGGUUAAUCAGUACAUAAACUUUAAUUGAAGAGAUUCUAUCAAUCUCACUGUGGUGUGGCAGAGUAAAUCCAAGUUCUAAGCCAAUGCAGAUGAACUCAUUUUUACAAUAUUUGUAGAUUCUGGUUCAACAUCAGGACUGGUUCUUAAAGAGUAAUUUCAGCAUCAGGUUUGUGAUUAGUGAUAGUGAAAAUCAUUCUAUCCUCAAGUUUUUUUUUUUGAUUCAGUAGUCCCUCCAGUGUUAUGCCUGACCAGAUUUAAGUGUAAAAGAACAACCUUUUCUUUUAUGAUUUCUGUUUCAUUUCUCAUUAGAUAUAACCUCCUAAGCAAUGAUAAUGGAUUUAUCAGUUAUCCUCCAGUCCACUUCCGUCAACGCACAUUACUGGCAAGAUUUCAAAUGAACCAUUCUCAUCCACGGAAGGUAGAAUUUGUUAAGAAACCAAUUUUUAAUGUUAUGGGGUUGCUAGCACUGCUAGGAAAUCAGCAAAUUAAGGUUUCUUCUUUUGGAGAAAAUGAAGACUGUGGAAUUGUGGCGAGUAUUUUGAAGCCUCAAAGACACUGUGAUACCAAUGACUGGGAACUGGCAGCUGUGCUCUACAACAGCAAUGAUACAUCUGGCAGAACUUCUGUCUCAGAAAUAAACUUAACUGUUUUGAACUUGCCAUUGAGACAAGAUGUAGCAUUUGUUGUAUAUAAACUGGAUAAUGAACAUGGAAAUCCAUUUCAAAUGUGGAAGGAGAUGGGUUCUCCGAUGUUUCCUUCUGAUGAACAAUUUCAUAUGCUCCGCCUUCAUCAGGUAACCUAGCCAGUGAUGAAAAUUGAUGUGUGAUAUCAAAUAUUCCUAAGGGAAGAGCAAUCUAAUGGGAUAGUCCCUCAACAAAACCAACUAUAUAGACACAAGUCUAUUGAGUAAAAGAGGAGGUGUUAUUUGAAUGGUGAAGGUCAUCUUUUAAGGCAGAAAUUUGGAUAGAUACUAUAGGUUUCAAUUAUCUUUGAAUACAAGAGACUCUAACAAAAACAAAUAUCCAAGAUUCCAAAGUUUUGCCCACCCAGUUAGUGGUGAAUUUUUUUUAAAAGACAUUGAGACAAAUUUCAAGAGUAAACAAUUUUGAUUUUCUUCCUUCUUUCAAAAGCAUUUCAGGAAGAGGGCAACUAAUGGCCACAUCAUUUGAGAUAAUUACUCAAAGUUGCAUGUCAUUGACACUUCUUCUUCAUCAUCUUAUCCUUAGAAAGCAAGGAGCUUGUUGUGAGAGAUGAAUUGAAAUUGAGUUUGAAACCAGCUUGAUUGCUGGACAAAAAAAAUUAAGUUUCAGUUACAAAGAAAAGAAUGAAAUAAAACCAUAGAAAAGCUGAACACUGCUCAGUGCGAGAGAGUCUUAGGAUUCAAGAUAUGGUUGGAAUGACAAAUUGAAUGCUAAUCCUAAGUGGUUGAAAUUACAAGGCUAUGAAUAUGUCUACUAAAUCUCCAAGAUUUAUUUUUCCUAGUCAGCCUGGCUGAUGAUAUUGGAGGGGGUUAAUGUUAAGGCCAGCCCUAGAUGUAGUGCAGGGACCAGUCCAUUAGAAGUUGAAUGUGACUAAAGCCCAGGUGUGGGAAGGAUAUGGUUUGGACUCCUCAGCCUAUUAUAGUUUCCUGCUGUUGGUGGAAAGGGCUUUUAAGCCUAUUAUGACACUAUGCUGAUUUGCCUGACUAGCAGUCAGGCUUAUGCCUCGUCACUGCUUAGCUAGUGGGCUGAAAUGGAAUUUAUGGAGGGUGGUUUAAUGUCAAAAGCAUCAUAUUUGGGAGGGGGGUUCUUCCAAAUGCCUGUCUCCAAAUUUUUUUUCGCUUAAAUGUUGGCAAUAUCCACCUUCAAGCCAGCCUGGCCAAUGAAAUGCAGGGAAAUUGCGUAAGCACUAAAACAUGGAACGACCUAAAACCACCUAAAACCACCUACAACCACCUACAACCUACAAAUCUUGUUAAAAAUUUCUUUAAAUCUUUUGCUAUUGAGGGAAUAUAAAUAUAAUUAGCAUGCUCUUCCAUUUCAUUUUGUGAGAUGGUUGAUUAUACAUGGAACCAGGGAGAGUAAGAUUUCAGGGGGAGGGGGAGGUUUUGUUCAAUUCUCAUAUUUCAUGUGUGUGAUGUGUUGUUGUCUUGCCUUAUUUAAGACAUUAACACCUUGUUUUAAAUGGUUUUAGAUAGUUUGCGAGUGGCUGUAGAUGUUUUGGGGUGGUUGUAGGUGGUUGUCAAAAUUUUUGAGGUGGUUGUAGGUGGUUUUAGGUGGUUUUAGGUCAUUCCAUGUUUUAGUGCUUAUAGGGAAAUUGAAGUCAAAUCUGGUGUCCAUGGCCAGACAAUGGACAUCUUUUGGUUUUUGUUAGCUUGAAGGCAGGCUCAGCUCUGGCCUAAAACAGGAAGGAGCUUAAAAUCAAGUAUACCACCUGAAAGGAACUCAUUAAGGUGUACUUAAGGGUGGGUUGCUAACAGCUGUGUGUUUAAAGCUUGAGGGUGGGGAGGGUAGGUUUUGGACCUAUUGGCCAAUGGGGUUUACUUUGUGGAUAAAAGUUAUUGUUUUUUUUAUGGGAGAGUUCUUCUCAGCCUAUUGUUUUCUUGGAUGACGAUGGUAACUGCCCCCUGCUAUUAUAAUAGUGAUCUUGCCAGUGGGCUAGAUCACUGUAGUAGGGGGAUUGUUAUUUUCCCAAGCUGGGGCUUUGGGAAGGGACUUUGAGUUAGUUCUGCCAUUGGGUAUGGGUUAGGGUUACCGGUAGGUUGAAUCCACUAAAUUGCACUCACUACAUAUUACAGUCCAUUUAUGUCAAGAUGUUACCAACUAAAUAUUUCUUGGCAUAGGCCUUAAAAGUCAUUGCUCUGAAAUCAAACUUGCAAUGAGGUUACCACAGAACUAUUAAAAAAGAAGGACACACACACACCAGGUCAGUUCCAUAAUUAAACAGUUGAGCACCUUAUUUGAACACACAUCUUGUGAUGUGCCAAUCUGUUUGUUGAAUGCAGUACUAAUUAAUUUUUAUGUACAGGAACCCAUUAGAAGUCUUGGUCCAAGCAUAGUCUCUUCCAGUACAUUGAACCUCCAUCUAACCCUUCCUCUUCCAGGAGUAAGUUUGUUACAUGUUUGUGCAAAGACAGUCUCAGCCCCUCCAAAGGUGAGAUAUACCACUGGGAAUAAUAUCAAAGUACUUCCAGUUUAAUUGGAGCUGAUUAAACGAAACCAAGCAAUGAGAAAGAUUGAUGAUCUAGCCAAUCUAAGCCAUACAAAACAUGACUUUUAAGAUCGAAAUCUUUGAAAUGUUCUUAAAAUAUAACCUUUAAAGGGGUACUGGUGGUGUUUAUUCAAAAAUUUUUUUUCCUAAAUAACUUCUUUUAUUAUGGUCAAAUUUCCUUGCCUUCUGUGACACUCCACAUUCUAACUUACCAUAAAACUGUUGUAGAAUGGAAAAUAUGUGGUGGAGCCUACUAAUAUUACAUUUUAUUAACUAAAAAAAAUGCUUCUUAUGUGUUGAGUCAUUAAUUAGUAAUCUAUUUAAUCAGAUAAAUAACAGAUUUCAGAGUUUUUCAAAGGCAAGGUCACAAUUCAUAACAAAGAGGGGGUCAAUGAUACACAUAUGUAUGCACAACUGAGCUAAAUGGUCAGAAUAUUCUUCAAGCCAAAUUUUUGUCAACAGGCUGAAGCUAUUAACACUUUUGCUUCAAAGUCUGGCCAGUUCUUAUUAAGGUUCAGUUUGCAUUCUUGUCUCAUUAUAGUUUUUAGGCAAGUUUUCAUACUGUAUAUUAAUGAAAGCAGACCAAACUAAGAAGCAAAAAUGUUAAUUAAAGCUGCACCCUUUCAAUGGAUAUGAUAAUAUGACAUAAUUGUCUUCAGUAUACUUCAGGGUUUGACCUUACUAUCAAAUUAUAAUAAUAAUUUGAGUGUUUUCAGCUUGAUUGUUUGAGAGGCCGGGGUUUAGGUACGUGUAGGGGGUAUCUGGACCACUUUCUAUUUGUAUUAUAUCCAAAAAUUUUUGAGGAUGAGUUUUUUUGACAUUUAAGUUGCAAAUAACACCUUGUGUCAUGCAUGUGGGAAUGUACCCUGUCCAUCCUAUUAAGGGCAUUGUCCCUGCAUUAUUGAGUGGAGGCAGAGCGACAACUUCUAAAGAUGCAUGUGUGGUGUGUAAACACCAAGGGUGCUUGCUCUUAGGACUACACAGCCUGAAGCAAUUGCACUAGCCUUCAAAGUGGUAAAUACUCCUGACCAUUAAACUAUGCAUCCAUGAAGUCCUCAUUUCCACAACCAUGUUUGCAAAUCAGGUUCUUAUUGGACCUGACCUACACAGAACUCUGUCUUGUUUGUUCAGCUUCAUAGAUUCAGCUUGACAUUCCAUCACUUAAUGAUGUGUGAUUAGUUCAUUAUCUACAAUCAGCAGUUGUAUAUAAAUAAUAGCUUCUAUUUGGGGAUAAAAUAUGCAUGGAUAUUUGUCCAUGGACAUUAUCUGCUCUAAGAUGUGAACAGUUUCCUGAGAAUGAAACCCAAGGAAAACUGUGGACUUCGGGGAGCAGAUAAUCCAGUGAUGAUUAAAUGAGCAUAUUUUUGCACAAAGUAGAGGCUAUUCUGUUUAUUAUCCUUCAAAUUUUUUGCAACGUGCAAAAAAAAAGUUUAUGAACAGCUUACUGUUUGCUGGUAGGGUGUUUUCUUUAGCCUAUUCUCUAGUGCGACUUUGUGAACAAAAUUAUAUUUCCCUUCUGUAACAACCAUAAAAUGCUCUCUCUUCUAGAAUUAAAUUUCAAACAAAGACUUAUGGUAGCAGACAUAAGGUUUGAAAUUGGGGGAUAUCACUUGGGUGAUAUCGUUGAAUAUCUCCCAGUUUUAGCUAGGGGAUAUUCUGUCACAUGAUGCAUUUAGACCAAUUGUGCAGGAGCAAGAAUAUUUAAUGGAUCAUAAUUAACCAUAGUUAGUGGGACUCUGUUAGCAUAUUGUGCUUUUCUUUGUUUUUCACGACAGGUUGAAGGAGUGAGACUCAUUUCUGUUUCUCCAUAUGAGGUUCUUGUGGUCUGGAAGGAUGUACCAUCAAGGUGAAUAACAAUCCUUGCUGUGCUACAAUCUGUGACAAAAUAGUUCACACAAAUUCUGCAAUAGUAUGACAUUUUUGUUCCUGAUACCCUUAAUUUUAUCCCUCUCUUCUUUUGUCCAGUGUUGCACUAUGUUUUCUGUGGUUUUUCAAAAAUGGGGGAAAUAGAUAUUGAUACAAUUGAAAGCUCAUUUGAAAUAUUCCCAUCUUUAUACUUCUAUUAAAGUGGCCAAUUCUUAUAUAGAUUGUUUCUGUUAUGUGUAUCAAAGUUCUUUUCCAAGUGAAAUUUAGUUUUGUCAGGCACUAAUUGAAGACAAAAUUUUUCAAGUACAUAGAAGUAAGGCUUCACUUGUCCAUUUGUGAUCUCUGACAGUGGUUAAAAUGGACCAUAGUCACUCAUCCUAAUUAUUUACUGCAUCCUAAAUGGUUGUAGAUGCAUCACUACCUUUGAAGUCCUGUACUCAGAAAAAAGUCCUGGUGGACCUUUUAAACGAGUUAAUGAAAUUGAUGUUAUCUUCACAAGCUUUCAUCAUAUGAUGUCUCAAGGUAAUAAGACCUAGAUAUAAAUUAUGCCUACAUUUUAGUAGUUAUUUUAAACUAGCAUUGAAAGGAACGUUUGAUCAUGUGAAUCUGCAUAGCAAGUCUCUCUGAAUUUGGUCAUAAAUCAUCUGCACUAUGCUGUUACACAGAGUAAAAACUAAAGUUAUAAUCAAGGAGUACUACGAAUACAGGACAUUUCGCAUAAAAGACUUUUCGCACAAGUCUUUCAGCACAAGUUUUGGAACGUUCGCACAAUUCUUAGUGGUCAUUUUGCACAACAAUUAUAAGUGAGAAACAUCAAUAUAAAAGGUAUAGUAAUUGAUACUGAUAAGACAUCUCACCAUCACAUGUCACUUUCAAUAAGAUCCAACGGCGAGAACGUAGACAUUGAAGAAAGGAACAAAUCUUUCUCUCUAUGAAAAUGUAAAGAACUCCCUAUUCGAAAGAUUACUUCUUUUGCUUUUCCUUUGUUAAACGAAAAACCUUUUAGUUUUGACAGUACAUCAUCCACUACAAACAAACGAACAUGACGACCUAACGCUAAGGACGCCAUGUUGAUUUCGAAAGUAAUAGUCACCAAUCCUCCCUCCUCUGAAGUCAAAGUAAAAACCUGCAAACUGUUUUUUUUAGAUGCGAGGAUCUCUCAAUUUCAUCUUUCCACCGCAGUGCAAAUAUGUGAAUUUUCAUAUAUCUAAAAUCUUCAUUCACUUGGAUGUUUAUUUUGACCCAAUUCGUUGAUCAGCUCCCAGUUGGCUUGUUAGCUCAAUUGGUAGAGCGCUGCAUCGGUAUCGCAGAGGUCAUGGGUUCAAAUCCCGUACGAGCCUGAAAAUUUUUUUCAGGUCCUAUUAACAACUACUCGUUUCAGUAGUGUUUCUUAGCUGCGAGGAUCUCUCAAUUUCAUGUUUCACUUUUAUUUAAAAGGAGAAAAGACCUAUUUGCAAAAUUUCUGUGUAAAUAUAUAAAAUUCAAGUUCACGGCCAUGUUACCCGACGAAUCGGAUGUCGGUCGUUUCGCAUACAAGUCGAUUCGCACACAUCGAGGUCGUUUCGCCGACACGAUCUUGGUCGAUUCGCAUACAUCGAAGUCGUUUCGCAUACAGUUCGAAUCAACGACAUUAAAGUCGAUUCGCAUACACAAUUUGAGUCGAUUCGCAUACAAAAAGGUCGAUUCGCCUACCCAAUCUAAGUUCGAAGUUAUUUUGUGUAGCGAACAUUACUCAAGGUGGCUUACUACGCGCGCCAGGACUUUCUUUCUGAAUAUUGCUCGCAUUGAUAAAAAAUGAACUCUUAAAAAACUCUUAAAAAGCGAAAACAAGUUUCAGCAAGCCUAAUCCACUUUAAACUAAUUUCAGAACACCAAAGAAAACUUCCAAAUACCUUCUGGUCAUACGAGUUGGUCUGGCCGAAAAUAAUAUUGAAACUGCUAGUGCCCAGUCUCCGCUUGUUUAUUUUUAUUUUGGCAUUCAUGCACUGUAUAGCAAACAGUAAUUAGAGAAAUAGAAAACAUUUUUGAGCAUGUAACUAAAACUUUAGAAAUUGGAGCUACGUCAUAGUUCGUAUAUCUUGAAAAAAUUAGCUUAACUUUUCAAAAUCGUCAUUUCUUCAUCCUCAGUCAUCUUUGUUCCUUUUUGUUUUAGAAUCACCCUAGUGGUGUUAUCUUCUUUAACCAACCAUUAUUAUUUCCCAACACUUAAACCAUAAUUAAGGUCAUCCAAGAAAUAUCGUGAAGUAGCUCCUUUAAGGUUAAAAGGGAAAUCACGCAACAACAGUUUUAUAGUAUAAACAAAAGUAUAUAAUUCCUUCCAAAUUAGCGAGAUACAAAGCAGGACAUGUGCGUGACUCUGGUAGUCACGCGUCCUAUAAAUAGUUGUAUUGAAAAUAAUGUGUGUCUCAGAUUAAGGAAUAUAAGGGAGAAAGUCUGUAUGUCAAUAUUGUGUGUGCAUGACAGUGUGUAUGUUAGGGAACUAUUUACAACUUGCAAAGUUUACCUAGCUAUCGAGAAAUUACAUGUUAAUUUAGCGCUGAGUGUAUUGUCUGGACGGUCCAUUAAGACGGGCGCAUUCCCUUAAAAGCUGCUGUGCGUUUUUUCUUUGGUGACUAAAAUCGUCCCAGAGAGCGAAAACUUUGGCUUGGAGAGAACGAUACUUUGCCCUUUGGAUCCUUUUAAGUUUUUUCUCGGAAACUAGACGAAUGCGUAAUGCUGUAAGGCGGGCCUCUUGAUGGAGGAGGUCAAGCAGCAUGUAGAAUAGCAUAUACCACUUUCCUGAGGCACGGCGGUGAAGCCCAUGAUGCCACCCUUCUAUGUCAUUGUUACUUCUGAUGGCCAUCAUGUAGACGCUCCAUGAAGACAGGGGCCAGGUUUGGUUGUGGAUCCACGUUUGGGACACGUACUCUACAAAUUGCCUUAGUCGGUCUGUUGCUGCCUGAGCUUUCAGAUGUUCGAACAUCGGCUCGAUUUCAUCCUCGGGAAGGAAUGCCAGCGCCAUGAUUUGUCUAUGGUAUUGGUACGUGCCACGGUCGUUAUUAUAUUGCUUCUGGAGUCCGAGCUCUCGAAUCUGGAAAAAGGAGAAAGUUAUUAGUAUAUACACUAUUUUUUUAUAAGAAUAUACUUUAUAAGAAUAUCGAGGCUGAAAUUGGCGAUAAGUCUUAGAUGGGAUUGAAAUUUCAAUAAGAAUUAUAUAUUUAUCCCUUUAAAUGUAUAUGUAUAACAUAUAUAAAAAGUUGAAAUUAUGGAACGUACACGACACCAGAACACGACACCAGAAUAUAUAAACGCGAUCUAGUAUAACCUAAUGAAAUAUCGUAGACGUUGGAGUAAUGCUUCGUUAAUUUCAAAAUUGCGGGCAACUAAAAUGAAGUAACUUAGAUAUUUGAAUUCUGUCAAUAAGUUCCGCAUUUAUUUUAGAUUGUUUACUUAAAUUUACGGUUUGAAUCCUCCCUUCAGGUUUAGCUGCAAUCAAAAAACAGUUAUUCAACGGUUUCAACUACCUUCCUCUGUACUCUUGCGCGUGCCACUAAUAAACUUAUAUUGUUAAGGAUUACAAGUCAACUGCUUAUUGCAAAGAAUUGAACGGCGUCUUGACGUGUGUUAACGAAUUUUCCGUACGCGGUGCAAAGAGUUGUCCUUUCCCUUAAAAAUGCAAGCUUUUGGAUUAUUUAUACAUGUAACUUCCAAUGUUGUUUGUUUUUUUCCUUUGUUUGCAUGAUUUUAGUUAUUGUUUGUAAAGACAAAGAAAAAAAAUCACUUACCUUGCGCGGGCCACUUAUGAACAUCUAUUGCUAAGGAUGGUUAAAAGUUUAAAAGCUUUUAAGCUGAAAUUCAUCAAUGUCGCGGAUUUCUUAAAAAAAAAUACCCAAACAAUUUCUCGUACUCAGUUCGUGUCGCUCGGAAUGCAAAAUCACCUGCGUCUUGUGCUCGGUUUUGAAUCUCAGAUUAAAGAAAUUAUACUCUUUUUUUAAUAAGAACCUUUCUUAUAAGAAGGUCAAGGUUGAGGUUAACCAAAAUUUUAAGAACGAAGUAAGAACAAUCAGUCGAUUAAAUAGUUUUUAUUUUGUUCAAUUCUUACUUAUAAGAGUUACAAAUAACUUCAACACUCGACAACACCAUCGAAGUCAUCUCAAGUCUGAUGUAUCAUCAAGGCAGCUGACCAGUUAUGGCAAGGAAAAUUUAUUAACACCUGAAAGAACGUUUGCAGUAACAAACCGCAAAAAGCAUAUAAACAACAUGACAAAAUUCUUCUAGAUAUGGUGCAUUACAAAUUAAACUUGAACUUAGUCUACGCGCUGUCAACGCGUUCGCUGUGCCAAACAAAAAUAACGCAGGACGCAAUAACAACACGUGCAUAUCGCAGGGUUGAGGUUAAGUUUUUAGCUAUCCUGUUAGAUGUGGGAUAUUGAUCAAAUGAAGCCUUUAAGUGCUACUGUGGUUCUUUCUUUAUUCACUCGGAGCUUUCGCCGUUCUACGGCAUCAUCAGGGAUGAUGUUAGAGUUUUCUUUUUUUUUUUUUUUCAAUGUAUGCGAAACGACUUCGAUGUAUGCGAAUCGACCAAGAUCGUGUCGGCGAAACGACCUCGAUGUAUGCGAAUCGACUUGUAUGCGAAACGACCGGCUUCCGACGAAUCAUGCAAAUUUUAACUCGCUACUCGGUCAAGACUCACAGAAAUUUAGCCCUUUCCUGCAUUCAUUUAAGCUAUAGUACUUCUAAAUUUCUUUAUUUGUUUUGAUCUUAAGCUUGUAUGAUUACUUAUCGAACGGCUAGCGUAUAAUCUUUGAAUUAUUUUGAAUUCUUGAAACUUUCGUGAAAUCAUUUGUUUACAUCACGGUCGCUAUGACGCUUAUCGAUCGAUACUGAACUCUCCAUCGCUUAGGUAAUUGUUAUUAGAAUAAUUUGAAAGGUUACAACUUGAUAGAUGUAUUAAACUUCUCGAUCUUUAAAAUGAUUACAGAUCGAACUUGUCUUUCUACAAGAUCACUAUUUACUACCUACACUUACACGUUCAAGUUGUCAAAUCACAACACUUGCACGUGCCGACAUUCGAUGUGAAUCACUCUCUGAAUAUCGAGUUAUCAACGUUGAACUGUUUUUGCUGUACGUAUUACCAGUAUGCCUAAUUUUCAUUGUACAACGAAGAUAUGAUAAGCAAGUUUUCAAUAGCUUUAUUUGAAACUCUUACAGAUCGAUAAAACAUACUAUUUGAAGGCGAUCGAACAAAGAGGGAAGACUGGUGACAAUUACUUUCGAAAUCAACACGGUGUCCUUAGCGUGGGUCUUCAUGUUUGCAUGUUAACUUUAUAGUGGAUGAUACUGUCAAAACUAAAAGGUUUUUCGUUCGACAAAGAAAACGUUAUAGAAGUAGUCGUUCGAAUAGGGAGUUCUUUCCAUUUUCAUGGAAAGAGAGACUUGUACCUUUCCUUCCUUCAAGAAAGAAUAGUAAUCGUGUUCACGAGCAUUUUGAUCUAGUUGAAGUUAUUACGUAAAUAAAUGUCUACGUUCUUGCCGUUGGAUCAUGUGAAGGUGAAAUGACUUAUCAGUAUCAAUCAGUAUACCUUUUAUAUUGAUGUUUCUCACUUAUGAUUAUUGUGCGAAAUGACCACUAAGAAUUGUGCGAACGGUCCAAAACUUGUGCUAAAAGACUUGUGCGAAAAGUCUUUUGUGCGAAAUGACCGGUUACCAGUACUACUUGUAGCUGUAAUAUAGUUUGAGUUCUCAUGUUAAUUUUUGUUUUGACCAACUGUUAUGAUUGUGCCUGUUCUGCCUUUCUGAUACUGAACUUUGAAACUGAUUUUGAAAAAGCACCAUCAACAAGUGGAAAAUUACAGAAGGCAUGACAGUAGUGAUUCUUAAUUGAUUUCUGUAUCUAAAGGAUAAUCAUUUCUGAUCAACACUGCCUUAUCGUACAUGAUUGGAGACUGUUUAAGUUAUCCACUAUCAGAUUAAAAAAACUUGUUCCACACAAUUAUCACAAGGCAGCUAUUACUGUGGACUACAGCAUUGUGUGAGAUGUUGAAUAACAUCGAAUAAAUUUGAAUAAAUUGUUGGUUUUGCAGGAGACAGAAAUAAUGUAGAAGGCUGGUAUUGCAUCGUGGCUGUGGAUUACUGGGGAAGAUACAGCCCUGGUUCAGUGCCAAUCAAACAUAACAAGACAAAAUAAUGAUGUCAUAUUAACCAUUUGAAAGUAAAUGAAUUUUGUGACUCAAAAAAAUUGAAAUCUUUUUUUUCAAAUAUCUACCUUAAUAUCUGGCACAGUGAAACUUUGUAUUAUCUUGUACAUUAGUUUCAUGUUUAGUGUAUGACUUAAUUUGUACAAGC